AUGAAGAUCAUCAUCGUCGGUGGCGGUAUCGGCGGCCUAGCAGCCUACCACGCUCUUCGCAAGUAUCUUCCUGCAGCGAAAACUUCGGUCAUUGUCUAUGAAACCUACCCGACCAGUCGUUUCACCACUACAGUCAUUGGUGGCGGUCUCGGCCUCCAGCCCAACGGCCAACGGGCAGCAGCAACUAUUUCGCCAACUGCUUUGGAGUAUAUCCAAGCCAGGGGUAUGGAAUCCCCUACAUUUACGAUUAGAAAUCAAGAAGGGAAGGUUUUAGGAGUUAUGAACGUCGGUAACAAGGCUAAACAUGGAUAUGGGUCAAUUAUGGCUCCGAGAGCAGUCGUGCAUGAAGCAUUUCUUGUCGAGGGGGAUGUAGAAAAGGAGGUCAAAUGGGGGAAGAAGGUCAAGGAAGUGAAGGAAUUCGAAGAUAGGGUUGAAGUGCUAUUCGAGGAUGGAGAUAAGGAUACUUGUGAUCUCCUUAUCGGUGCUGAUGGUGUGCGUAGCAUCUGUAAGGAAGCAUUGUUUCCGAACCAGUAUCCGCCCAAUUACGACGGUCUCACAGGCAUCGGAGGAUUCCUACCUCUAUCUGCGCUUUCACCUACCCUCCAAGCCGGUAUUCGGAAAGAAAUCGUCACGAUGACAUUCAGCCGUUCAGGAUUCUUCGGCUACGCCUUUUGCUCGCCAUCGUCAACCAAUGGAGAGGAGAGAAUGAUGUGGUGGUCGACAUACGAAUGCAACCCUCCUCUUCCUCGCGAUACGCCCCCGUCUCAAGUCUUGGAUCAUCUUGUCGCUCGACAUGGUGACUGGAUAUCUCCUUAUGACGAGAAGGACACAGGCCGUCGUGUCUUCAAGGAUAUAGUCACUCUCGGUUGUCAAGAUGGAACCGAGUUCCUUGUACUUCCUCGAUACAUUACACCACUUCUUCCGAAUUGGUCAACCGUUCGUACGUCCAACGGACAAGGCCGUAUCGUUCUCUUAGGCGAUGCUGCUCAUACUAUGCCGCCGGAUUCAGGUCAAGGGGUUUCUUGCGCCAUUGAGGAUGGCCUAGCUUUGGCGCUCCUUCUGAGGCAUUACCUCUCAAACUCUCAAUUAACGGAGGUGAAGGCUAUUCAGAAGUCGUUAUUGGCCUACGAAGAGAUUAGGAAACCGAGAGUUGCGACCAUUUUGAAAUUUGCGAAGAGGGGUGGAGAUUCGAAAAGGGAACUAGGGUGGUUUGGCGAGAAGAUGAGAGAUUGGGCGUUUUGGUUUUUCUUGAAAUUACCGUUCUCGGUGAUUGAUGGCAUGCAUAGUUACGACGUGGAAGCCGAAGUUAAGAAAUACCUCAAAGAUCACUAG
This is a messenger RNA of Marasmius oreades (fairy-ring Marasmius), 1332 nucleotides long. RefSeq lists its product as uncharacterized. The transcript is spliced from 3 exons. Lineage: Eukaryota; Fungi; Basidiomycota; Agaricomycetes; Agaricales; Marasmiaceae. Gene Ontology annotation, molecular function: FAD binding; monooxygenase activity. The record is from RefSeq and is a predicted model, not a curated record. Bases 1 to 1332 code for a protein of 443 amino acids.